Molecule: messenger RNA, 1203 nt
Organism: Ceutorhynchus assimilis (cabbage seed weevil)
Lineage: Eukaryota; Metazoa; Arthropoda; Insecta; Coleoptera; Curculionidae
Source: the annotation of a GenBank genome assembly
AUUUUCAAAUUGGGUUCAAUUUGUCCAUCUAUUUUUGGCGUGCUGUUGUCAUCAUUCUUAGUGCAACAUUGAAAAAUCGCUUCUCAUUUCCCAUCAAAUCGUCUGCAGUAUGUCUAUGAAACAAUUUUGUAAAACUCUCAAGCAAUGCGCCGAAAAACUAGAAGAAGACUUAAAAUAUAACAUAAACGGUUUUCACAAUCAAUUUUUUGGAAAGACCAUGACAGAAACCAAACUAGCAUUGGAAAGAGCCAAAGACUAUCACUACAAAGAAAUCAUAGAUUCGAUUGCCAUAAUUCUAAAAAAUGUUGAAAUUAUAAUUUUCCAUCAAGACAAAAUCGAGUGGCUGGGUCAAGAGGACAAUUUCACUUCUGAAGAUCUGAAGCGGUUUUCCUAUGUUAAACGGCAAGUUUUUGCUUUUUCCAAACAAGACAACGUGUCCAGAUCGGAAGAAAACCUCAGCAAAAAUGUAAGCAAGCGUGAACGACGCAGAACAGCUUCAGAAAUUUCCAUUGGCACUUUGGAAGCCUGGGAAAAAUAUUUAGAUAAAAAAGAGGACCCAAUCGAAAACAUUGAAGAGAUUAAAAAAAUCGUACCGAAAAGGACACUUUCAAAUGCAAGAGCUAGAAAAAAGUUUGUAUCGUCCACUGUGGGAGGAUUUUUGGAUUACGAAGAAAGACGCAGGAAUUUGGACUCUAUUGUGGAAAGAUCCAGUUUCGAUGAAAGAAAUGAUUUUAAUAGGAUUUCAGAAUGUAUAGAAGAAUCUACAAUACAAAAUAAUGAAGGAAAUGGAGUUGAUACUAAAACUGAUGUAUUCAACGAAGUAAAUAAUAAUCCAAUUAAAGAAGAAGAUUUAGGGGUUGAAAUUGUGGAAAAUCUUGGUGCAGUCAAAAUGAAACCAAAGAUUGUUGAUGUUGUUUAUAAGAAGAAUCCCUCCCUGAUGGAAUAGAGUAUAAGAUUGAAAUGUGAUUAAGAAAUGGAAGGCAGUUUUGUAUGAUAAGUUCAAUGUUGGAACAAAAACAAAUGUUCAAAAAAUGUUUUGUGCUUUAAAUGGGUAUGGGACAUUUCACAAGUUAUAGGGGCUAGAGGCAACGACUGUUAGGUAUAUUGUAUAUACCUACUUUAAGUUAGUAGAUAUUAAUUUAGAUUAUUUGUGGAAGUUUUAAAGUGAAUUUCCAAAUAAAACUGUGGAAGCGUUUUCAUACC